AUGGCAAUAAGUACAUUAGUCAUGGAUAUUACCACGAUAGCAGCGUGGUUAGCGACACCGCGAGUGAUUCUAGGGAUCGGUGCCGGAUGGACCUUCAUCUACCUUCUCAGCAAGGUAAUCUACGCUCUCUGUCUUGACCCCCUCCGACAUAUCCCUGGACCUCGUGUGAAUGCAAUUUCCAUGAUCCCCUACGCGAGACAUCUGCUUGCAGGCACCACGGUUCAGAAUACCGUCUCUCUGCACCAGCGAUACGGGGAAGUGGUACGCAUCUCGCCCAACGAAGUCUCACUCAUCUGUGGCGAGACGGCGUUUGCCGAUAUCUAUGGGUUUCGGACGGGGAAGAUGAAAGGGCAUUUGAAUAUGCCCAAGGACCCAGUGUGGUACGUGACUCCGAGCAAUGGGGCGCCGUCUAUCCUGCAAGCAAACGACGAGGACCACUCUCGAGGCCGCCGGGUACUCGCCCAUGCAUUCAGCGACAAGGCGCUCAUGGGCCAGGAGCCACUGGUGCAGCGGUACGUGAAUCAACUGAUCGAUCGACUCAAGGAGGUGACAUCGGCCAACGACGAACCGGUGGACAUGGUGAAAUGGUACAAUUGGACGACGUUUGACGUGAUUGCCGAUCUUCUCUUCGGGGAGCCCUUUGGGUGCCUCCAGGACCUCUCCACGCACCAAUACGUGGCGCUCCUCUUCCAAUCGCUCCGAUCCCUCCGGAUGAUCUACAUCCUCGCCUACUACCCGUGGCUCCGCCUCCUGGGUAACCUGAUAGUCGAUAAAGGGCUGAUCCAGAAACGAAAGGAAUACGCGAACUGGGUCUCCACCCAAGUAACCAAACGAAUCAACACGGCCACGCCCCGACCAGACUUCAUGAGCCACAUCCUGGCGGCCAACACCACCACCACACAAGGGGCCACGAAACUCACCCGAGCAGAGAUCGACUCCAACGCAACACUAAUGACAACAGCGGGGUCCGAGACGACAGCGACCUUACUAAGCGGAGCGACGUACCUACUCUGCACGCACAGCCGCGUACUACGAACCCUACAGCAGGAGAUCCGGACGGAGUUCCGCAGCUACGAGGCCAUCACGCUGGAGGCCGUGGCCAACGCCAAGCGGACACCCUACCUGAACGCCGUGAUCGCCGAAGCGCUCCGGUUCUUCCCGCCCGUGCCCGUGGGAUUCAUCCGUCGGGUGCCUCCCGGCGGGGAGACGGUGAGUGGGUGGUGGAUGCCUGGGGGCACGGUGCUCUCGGUCAGUCAUUACGCGGCGUAUCACUCGGACAGGAACUUCCGGGAUCCUGACUGUUGGGUGCCGGAGCGGUGGCUCGGUGACGAGCGAUACGUCACCGAUAACCGCGCCGCGUUCCAGCCGUUCAGCUUCGGGCCGCGCAGCUGUCUCGGACGGAACUUGGCGUACGCGGAGAUGCGCUUGAUCCUCGCCAAGAUGGUCUGGUCGUUUGAUAUGGAGUUGGAUGAGCGGUUUAGUCGCGAUUGGUUGCAGCGGUGUCGCGUCAUGAGGCUGUGGCAGAAGCCUGAGUUGAUGGUGCGCGUGAGACCGAGGGUGGCUGCUUGA
Molecule: messenger RNA, 1569 nt
Organism: Aspergillus homomorphus CBS 101889
Lineage: Eukaryota; Fungi; Ascomycota; Eurotiomycetes; Eurotiales; Aspergillaceae
Product: cytochrome P450
Exons: 7
Coding region: 1-1569 (522 amino acids)
Molecular function (GO): monooxygenase activity; iron ion binding; heme binding
Source: RefSeq, a predicted model, not a curated record